GUCGUUGAGCUUUGGGGAUGUUCGUUGCUUGGCUUUUCAGUCCCGGGCUCGGCUAUAAAAGGUGGAGAAAGCUUGCAAGCACACCAGACGCUGCUCCUCGACUCGCGACAUCUGAAGCUUCUCUCACUCAGCACCAUGAGAACAUUGACCCUCCUGCUUGUAGUGGCUGUGGCCCUGGCAGUGCUGGUGGUGGUAAAGGCCAUGCCCGAACCAUUCCCGGACGCGGACGCCGAGGCCGUCGCCGAUCCUGAUCCACAUUGGAGACGCUUCGGUUACGGCGGCCGUCGGUUUGGAUACGGUGGCUAUGGUCGCCGACAUGGCUUCGGACACUAUGGUGGCUUUGGCGGAUAUGGCGGAUAUGGAGGUUUUGGCCACGGGCAUUAUCACUGGGGAUAAGUUACACGAGACGGCGGGCCAGCUUGGGGUGUGGGUAAAGUUAUACCACCUUGGGGAUCUCGAGUUACAACCUGCACACGUUUUCAAAUCAACGACAGAGAGGGAGCCCAGGGCUCAUCCAUCACUCCAGAUACUCCACCAGUCACUGUCGCUACACUGGCCCCGCCACGCACUCUCCACUAGCAGCCAUGCGUUUAAGUCACUCGUGUCCACAGCACGGCAUCAUUUUUACAGUACUUAAUUCAUUUCAUCUUCAAAACAGCAUUAAAACAUCACAACUACAUUGUGUUUUAUCCCUCGCCAAUUAAAAUGAUUAAGGUGACCAAAGGGCAGAAAUAGAGUACUCCUUUUC
Eriocheir sinensis (Chinese mitten crab) is the source of this 748-nucleotide messenger RNA. RefSeq names its product neuropeptide-like protein 32. NCBI's taxonomy places the organism in Eukaryota, Metazoa, Arthropoda, Malacostraca, Decapoda, Varunidae. The transcript has 2 exons. The coding region runs from base 136 to 396 and encodes 86 amino acids. The record is from RefSeq and is a predicted model, not a curated record.